Molecule: messenger RNA, 274 nt
Organism: Amborella trichopoda
Lineage: Eukaryota; Viridiplantae; Streptophyta; Magnoliopsida; Amborellales; Amborellaceae
Source: RefSeq, a predicted model, not a curated record
CAUCCCGGUGAUGUUAUACAGUGGAGACGUGGACAGUAGUGUUCCAGUGACAGGUACAAGAAAGGCGAUAAAAAAACUUAACCUGGAUAUUCAAACUCACUGGUACCCAUGGUUCAACGAGCACGAGUUUGGAGGGUAUAGUGUGAUAUACAAGGGUGGCUUAACAUUUGCAAUUGUUAGAGGAGCGGGCCAUGAGGUCCCUAGUUACCAACCGGCGAGAUCCCUCACCCUUAUUGAUGCUUUCCUCAAAGGGAAACCCCUACCUUCAUCUUAA